GGAAAGUAGUCGAAGCAGAACAUCAGACAAACGCUCUACAACUACAACGACAAGGAUUUGAGCAGCCGGGUUCUGGUGAGUCAGUGGCGACUAUGGUCAGUACUGCAUUGGAUGUUGACCUAGGAGUUGGCGAAGACGGAAUAAGCCUUCUGGACGCUUCUUCAAUGACCACAGUAACGACUGAUGGAGCGGUGACACCAAGUGGUACUGCCACAGCCGCGCCGCAGAGUAAACCAGAGAACAGCAGCGCUGAUAAAGUACAGAAUCUUCAGGAUGGACAGCAUCAACAAAAUCAAAAUCCGAAGAACCAAAAAAAGGGUAGUCGUGGUGACUAUGCCUUUUUGCAUUUUCCAGAAGUUGAGCCUACGGUGAUUGCAGAAAUGAAAGAGGA
Molecule: messenger RNA, 391 nt
Organism: Amoebophrya sp. A25
Lineage: Eukaryota; Dinophyceae; Syndiniales; Amoebophryaceae
Source: the annotation of a GenBank genome assembly